ACUUUUAUCUUGACAAUGGCCGCAGAAGGUCUAUUCUCCUUCGCCAUCCUUUGCUUUGCUAGUUAUUGUGCUUCAGCACAAGAAGCGGUAAAUUUGGGUGACAUUCCUAUUGAAAACCCAGAUUUAUUUGGCGGUGAUAUCCUCGGAGUUGAUGACCAUGAGGAUCGUAAUGCCGUUGUUGAUAGCAGACAGAUAUGGCCUGGAGGAAUUGUGCCUUAUGUAAGAGAUCCUGGACUAAAAGAAACGGUGUUCGACUUCAUUAUGCGAGGAGCAUUCGAUGAGUAUAAGAAGAAAACAUGCAUUAGAUUCAUCCCUAGAACGACGGAAAAGGAUUAUAUUAGGAUAUUUCCUGGACAGGGGUGCUAUUCUCAUGUCGGAAAGACAGGAAAUCAACAACCAGUGUCCUUAGGCCAAGGAUGUGGAUGGACAGGAACAGUUAUCCAUGAACUCGGGCAUGCCAUUGGAUUCUACCACGAGCAGAACAGAUCAGAUAGAGAUGACUGGUUGAUUAUCUACUGGGAAAACGUGAAAGAAGGAAUGGCGGAUCAGUUUUUCAAGCUGAAACCUAAUCAGAACCAACUUUUGACACCAUUCGACUACGAUUCAGUCAUGUUAUAUGGCUCCUACACUUUCUCUAAAGACCGGAAGAACCUGAAGACGAUGGUAGGGAAAGAUGGUCGAUUUUUACAAGAAGUUACUUUUAAAAAAGGACUCAGUCCAAGCGAUGUGAUAAGGAUAAAGAAACUUUACAAAUGUCAAGAUUAGAAGUUUUCGUUUAUAUCUUACAAUUCUAGAUACUGGAAUUAUAUAGAAUUCAAUAAAUUUAUGCCCCUAAAAA
This is a messenger RNA of Stegodyphus dumicola, 838 nucleotides long. RefSeq names its product astacin-like metalloprotease toxin 5. The record is from RefSeq and is a predicted model, not a curated record. Gene Ontology annotation, molecular function: metalloendopeptidase activity; zinc ion binding. Gene Ontology annotation, biological process: proteolysis. Lineage: Eukaryota; Metazoa; Arthropoda; Arachnida; Araneae; Eresidae.